Carya illinoinensis is the source of this 1187-nucleotide messenger RNA. Its product is annotated as protein BOBBER 1-like. Bases 96 to 986 code for a protein of 296 amino acids. The transcript is spliced from 6 exons. Gene Ontology annotation, biological process: protein folding. The record is from RefSeq and is a predicted model, not a curated record. NCBI's taxonomy places the organism in Eukaryota, Viridiplantae, Streptophyta, Magnoliopsida, Fagales, Juglandaceae. Gene Ontology annotation, cellular component: cytoplasm.
GUUCCAGAGGGUCUUCACGUUAAACCCUCGUCGCGAUUCAACUCAUUUGACUCGACACCGAGUACACUCGCUAGUUUUCACUCGUACGGUCACGUAUGGCAAUUAUCUCCGAUCUCCAAGAAGAGGAAGACAACAAGAAAAACUCCUCGUCGUCAGCAACGACGGUGCCGUUUAGCGCGGCCUUGGAUCCGUCGAGCCCGCUAGGGUUUCUUGAGAAUGUUUUCGACUUUCUCGCUGAUGAAAGCGACUUUCUCGAGACGGACACAGCGGCGGCACAGAUAGAGGUGGCGGUGAGGGCGGCGAAGGAAAAGAGGAGUAGGAAGAAGAAGGCGGAGGCUGCGGCACAGGAGAAGAGGAGGAAGGCGGAGAAGGCGGCGAUCGAGGUGGAGAGGGAGGAAGAGAAGAAGGUAGUGAACAAAGAGAAGGAGGAGGCGAUGGAGGUGGAGAAGUUGGAAGAGAAGAGCGGCGUUAGAGCUCCGAAUAGAGGUAACGGCCUUGACCUGGAGAAGUAUUCCUGGACGCAGACCCUGCAGGAGGUCACCGUUAAUGUCCCAGUGCCAACUGGAACUAAAGCAAGGUUUGUUGUUUGUGAUAUUAAGAAGAACCAUCUGAAAGUUGGACUCAAGGGUCUUCCCCCAAUAAUUGAUGGGGAGCUUUAUCAGCCUAUAAAGCCCGAUGAUUGUUAUUGGAGCAUAGAGGAUCAGAAUGCCAUAUCUAUUCUUUUGACCAAGCACAACCAAAUGGAGUGGUGGAAAGCGGUGGUCAAAGGAGAUCCUGAAAUCGAUACCCAGAAAGUUGAGCCUGAGUCCAGCAAACUAUCUGACCUGGAUCCAGAAACACGGCAGACUGUCGAAAAGAUGAUGUUUGAUCAGAGGCAGAAGACUAUGGGCCUCCCGACCAGUGAUGAGAUGCAGAAACAGGAGAUUCUGAAGAAAUUUAUGGCUGAGCAUCCGGAGAUGGAUUUUUCUAGGGCAAAGAUGUCUUAAAUGGGGGACUGUUUUGGUUGGUGAUGCUCUGCGCGACCUGUAAUGUACUCUAGCUUUCCCAUUCAUAUGUUGGUAGAACUUUUGGACUUCUUUUUCUUUAGUUUUUCCUCUCUUCUUGGAGGACAAGUUGUGGACUCUGGAUGAUAUUAUGAUAUUUUAAAAGAUGGAAAGUAAUGUAGUCUUUUGUUUCUUUUCGUCUAA